CUCAGGCUUUGAUUCUCCAACAUCUGGCCCAACAUGUCGACAGGUGGUGUGGUCUACAAGGACCUUCUACCAGUUCCCGAUGCAGAUCCUACAGAACACCAAGGCAAAUCGACUACGCUACUGGAUGCACCUACCGAAAGCCAUGCACUAGCUUUGGAAGCCGCCAGGGCACCCCAGACAGAAGAAAAGGGAGCAGCGCAGGUAGAGCAUGGAGACGAGGUAGUGGACUUGGGGUGGAAUGAGCCAAAAGAGCUUGUCGCGAAACCGCUCGUAGGAGGCCUGGGAAAUGAAGACCUCUGGCUGCUGAUUCGACGUUUCAACCAGCAAAUGUACCAUGUCAAGGAGAUUCCAACAGCGCCCCCUGGAGGUCUGGACAUGAACAUUGCCGAUGAAGAAGAGUUCUCUCCGGACAAGCUUCGUGCCAACAUUGAGCGCCUUUACAUGACCAUUGGCAUCGGUCUAAUGGGAUUUGGCAAGCACAUCGCCCGCAUCCGCUCGUGGCGCGAGACUCGACGCACUGCAUGGUUUUGUUCCGCAUAUUUCGCCGCUUGGUUCCUCGACAUGAUCAUGCCCCUGCUAUCAGUGACUCUGGUAACGCUGAUCGUUUACCCUCCGGCUCGCGAGGUCAUGUUUCCUCCAGCGCCCAUCGCCCUCGUCAGCUCCAGUGGAGGUGUUCAAAAGCCAAAAUCAGGAACACUCGGAAGUACCGACAGUGCAACUGGGGCACCUGAAAACCACAAGGGUGAAGCUGUAGAACAAGAAGCCUCCAACUUCGUCAACGGUUUCGCCACAAUUGCAUUGUCGAGUGCAACUGGCAAACACCCUGGGGGUGAGCCCCCAGAAGAAGACUCGCCUGAUAGCACUAUUCCAGACCCCACCAGGCUCGCCAUUGGUGCUGCCGAUGCGAAGGAUAAGGCGGCCGGUGCUAAUACCGGCAAGGAAUAUGAUAAGACUAAGGUGCCUGUGGAGACUGCCAUGUGGACCAAGAUGAGGCCAAUCAUGCAUGGGCUUGCAGACGUCGCAGACACCUGGGAACGUUUCGCAAAUAUGCUUAACCCGACACCUCCAUUCCCCACAAACAAAUUUCACUUUCGACUUGCAGCAGUCGUUGCACCCCUCGUACUUGUCUCACUUUUUGUAUCUUCCUACGUGUUCAUGAAGGGUGUUACAUUCGGCGUAGGAUUCGGGUUCUUCGGUGACCCCGCCAUCCAACGAGGACUUGCACUUCUCAACAGAAAGUUCCCCCACUGGCAGAAAUUACUUGAGCUCCGUAACACACUGCUCAAGGGUGUCCCUACCAACGCCCAACUCACAAUCACUCUACUCCGUCUCGGCGAAGCAAACAAGGCCCCGCUACCACCUCCACCACACGUCGCUCAGCCACCUCCUGAAAAACCCACAGAUGUCAACGAAGAAGAGCUUCGCGCCACGGGCGCCGAUUGGCCUCUCAAUGCUACAAAAGAAGAGCUCGAUGCAGCCAUGGCGCAUGAUCCCACGGUUGCGCACCAAACAGGUGGUGAAGACAUUGAUGAAGCCAAAGACAGCAAACACGGCAAAAAGGGCACCAAGAUUCUCAACUUCUUUCGCAGCACAGUCAAAGGUGGUGUGGAGACUACACGAGGCGCCGACAAAGUCAAAGCGGCAGCUGGCUCUGUACAUGCGAAGAAUAGGCUGGGUGCAGUGCCACCUCGCAAUGUAGAUCUGACAUCGGGCCCUGUCGAGUUCAAGGCCAGGUAUGGGGGCAAGAAGGGCCAUGCGUACAUUACGACCAAAGCAACGAUUCCCAGCAUUGCCUUUUCCACGGACCAGACGAUUGAGAAGAUUGGCAGUGUAGACAGAGAGGACCUGCACCCUUUGUGGUCUAUUACUGUCGGCGACAUUCUAGAGAUACGAAAGGUGGGCGGGUAUGGAUGGAAAGCAAAGUUGGUCGUUGGAUGGGCUAUGGAGCGCGAGGUGGCUGACGGGCUCAUCAUUGUCGAUCGCCGGCUCAACGAGUAUCGCAUCACGGCGUUGCCGCUGAGAGACGAGCUGUUUAAUCGGCUGGUUGCUAUGGGAGGCCAGAAGUGGGAGUGCUGGUAGUCAUAACAGUGUGAACAGAUUGGAUUGGAUAGCAUCUGCCUGUAUGGAUCCGGAAGCAUAUUCAUAGUACCCUUUAGUAAUGAUCAAGGUGGUAUCA
Exserohilum turcica Et28A is the source of this 2176-nucleotide messenger RNA. RefSeq lists its product as uncharacterized. NCBI's taxonomy places the organism in Eukaryota, Fungi, Ascomycota, Dothideomycetes, Pleosporales, Pleosporaceae. Bases 34 to 2079 code for a protein of 681 amino acids. The transcript is spliced from 4 exons. The record is from RefSeq and is a predicted model, not a curated record.